UAAAGAAUGCAAUAUUAUUUAAUACAUAACCUAAAAUUGUAUUUUCUUUAUGACAUUUGAUUACUUCUGUUGUGAUUGUGUUGUGUAAUGGCAUUUAUAAUAUUCAUCUUUAAUCGAAUAAAAUCAUUAUGUUUAAUAUUUAUUGGCUUAUGGAGACGAGCUUUAUGUUGCUUUCGUAGAAAACGGAGACCAUCGUGUGAUACUUUACCAUUAACAACUGUACAUGUGGUUAAUAAUUACUCUACAAAUACCCAAAAUACUGAGAAUGAAAAUGAUAUGAAUAGUUGGAGAAAUUGGGACGAAGAUUCAAAAAAUAAAAAACCGAAUACAAUACAAGAGCAUAUUGACUUUUAUAGACAGCAGGCAAUGGCUGCAAGGUCACAACAAUUACAACAAGAUGUGGAGGAUCAAACUCAUGCUGAAAUUGAACAUUACUUUGAAGAUAUGAAACCCAAAUUCACUGGGCAAACAAAAAUAUUAAUUAAAAAUGGUGCUGCGGAUUCUGUAAAUGCAUCAUCACAAUUUCAUUCUCAAGAAACCAAUCGUUUAUCGUUGAAUCCUGAGAUGAUUAGUUCAAUAAAUGGAGGACAGUUGGGAGAAUGGCAAGAAUCAGCAUGGGAAAAUGAAGCUGGUGAUGAUAGUUGGGAAGUAAAUUCUAUAUUACGUGAAAAACGACGUCAAGAAAGAGAACAAAGGCAGUUAAAUAGACAACAAAAGCUUAUAAAUAAAUCUAUACAACCACAAGGGACUGCUAGAGUUAAUACCUAGCGAUCUAUUUACUGUUUAUUUGUUAAAAAUUUUAUUUUGCUUGAACAGUAUGCACUAAAAAACAAGUUCUUAACGCACUUUACACGCUGUGUACAAAUCGUCUCAGUAUUAGAGCAAAAAUGAAUGGGAUAUGGAAACGAUUUUACGUAAAGAAAAUUUGUACACCAUGAAAAUAUACGGUACAAUUAAAAUAAA
Messenger RNA from Chrysoperla carnea, 963 nucleotides. RefSeq names its product receptor-binding cancer antigen expressed on SiSo cells. Lineage: Eukaryota; Metazoa; Arthropoda; Insecta; Neuroptera; Chrysopidae. The record is from RefSeq and is a predicted model, not a curated record. The transcript has 3 exons. Bases 88 to 768 code for a protein of 226 amino acids. Gene Ontology annotation, cellular component: secretory granule.